CUGCGAUGCAAACUACACAGACACAGCCAGAGAACUGAGAUUACAAGAGUCCGAAAUUCGUAACAAAAUUUCAAGCUGUCGAUAUGCCCGGGAAGAUUCGCACUAUCCAGUCGGUGUCGCUUGAUGUUCCAGCUUCCGAGCAGCCAAAUCUCCAUAACCGUUGGCACCCAGACAUCCCCUCAAUCGCGUCUGUAAAGCCCGGCGAAACAGUCAAGAUCGAAUGCCUGGACUGGACCGGUGGGCAAAUCGGCAACAACGACAGCGCCGACGACGUGAAGAACGUCGACCUCACGCGGAUUCACUACCUGACCGGCCCCUUUGACGUCGAGGGGAGCGAGCCCGGGGACCUGCUGGUGGUCAACAUCACCGACGUGCAGCCGUUUGAGCACUCGCCGUGGGGGUUCACGGGCGUCUUCGCGUGCGAGAAUGGCGGCGGCUUCCUCGACCGGCACUACCCCAAGGCGUGCAAGGCCAUCUGGGACUUUGACGGCAUCUACUGCAGCAGCAGGCACAUCCCCGGCGUGCGCUUCGCGGGGCUGAUCCACCCGGGGAUCCUGGGCUGCGCGCCGUCGGCCGAGCUGCUGCAGACGUGGAACAGGCGCGAGGGCGAGCUCAUCUCGGCGUGUGCGCAGACGCACCCGGGUCAGAUUGUCGCGCAGCCGCCGCUGCAGACGAAUGCCCACGCUGGCAACGCGACGGGGGAGCUCAGGGACAAGAUUGCGCGCGAGGGCGCGAGGACGAUCCCUGGACGGCCGGAGCAUGGCGGGAACUGCGAUGUGAAUGUCAUCUCGAGGGGGUCGACGACGUAUCUCCCCGUGCACGUUGCCGGGGCCAAGUUUUCCGUGGGAGACUUGCACUUUAGCCAGGGCGAUGGCGAGAUUAGUUUCUGUGGUGCCAUCGAAAUGGCUGGCGUCAUCACCAUCAAGUUCGACCUCAUCAAGAACGGCAUGAAGGAGCGGGCCAUUAGCAGCCCCGUCUUCAGGCCCGGAGACGUCGCUCAGCAGUUCGGUCCCUCGCGAUACCUCACCUUUGAGGGCUUUUCCGUCGACGAAUCGGGCAAGCAGCACUUUCUCGACGCGACUGUGGCGUACCGCCAGGCGUGCCUGCGCACCAUUGAGUAUCUGAAGCAGUUUGGCUACUCUGGUGAGCAGAUAUACCUGCUGCUAUCUUGUGCGCCCAUCCGAGGGUCGAUUGCCGGCAUUGUAGACAUUCCAAACGCGUGCACGACGCUGGGCUUGCCGAUGGACAUUUUCGAGUUUGACGUUUCUGUCGAGGCGGAGAGGGUCAAGAACCGGGCUCUGGGUUCGUGCCCCAUCGCUGAGUAGCGGCACCCCGCGAAUAGCUGCAGCAGAUGGCCAGCCCUGGAUGAUAGUUGCCCUGUUUGUUGAUGACAAUAAUUGUUCUGGUGCUUCUUAUGAACGGCCGUCUGUAGUAAAUUUGUAUGGGCACCGAGGGACCAUGUUCUUUGCUGCGAGCGCCAAAGUAUGGCACAUGGCUCUCUACCCCAGAUUGAAUUGAAGGUGCGCCAGCCAAUUGUCUCAUGUAAGAAUUGACAAUGACAUGAGAGCCUUGAGCACUUUCAAUAGCCGAG
This is a messenger RNA of Purpureocillium takamizusanense, 1591 nucleotides long. RefSeq names its product Formamidase. Lineage: Eukaryota; Fungi; Ascomycota; Sordariomycetes; Hypocreales; Ophiocordycipitaceae. The coding region runs from base 84 to 1325 and encodes 413 amino acids. The transcript has 4 exons. Gene Ontology annotation, molecular function: hydrolase activity, acting on carbon-nitrogen (but not peptide) bonds, in linear amides. The record is from RefSeq and is a predicted model, not a curated record.